UCACUUCUCUGACUCUUUUUACACACACUCUCUCUCUCUUUUUAUACAGGACAAAAAAAUCUGAUUUCAAACACCUCAACAAAAACCUUCUCAGUUCACACACGCACACUCACGUCACAUAACGCACACCGUUUUCAUUUUCAUCUUCGCUUUCCACUGCGAUCAAGUCAUUCUCUCUUUCUCUCUCUAUUUUCUGGAGAGAGAAUUUCGCUAUGAAACCCAAAGCCGGAGGAAAUGGCCUUGCCAGUGAGGCCAGCGGCGGUGGAGGUGGAAGCAGCAGCUCUCCUAGCCCGCCGCCGUCGCCGAGGCGGCAAUCCGGUGUUACGCGGUGCCGGAGGAGGCUGAGACCGGCGAAGGAAUCGUCGGAGAGUCGGCGGCUGGUCGCUGUCAUAAUGGCGCGGCGGAGCCUCCGGUACUUUUUCCUGCUGCCGUUGGUGUACAUCUCCGGGUUGUUGAUGUGUGUGGGGCCCUUCUCCGUCCUCAUUGGCCACUCACCUCUUCCUGGUUCUCGGUACCGCAGUCACGAGAUCUUCCACAACCUCUGGCACCAUAUCGAAACCGAUAAUUCCUCUGUCAUCGAGUUGGCUUCUGUGUGGAAGUACAAAAGGAAGUUGAGAGAGCAAAAGCCUUGUCCGAAUUUGACAGCUUUGCAUCGCGAACAUUUUAUGUCGCCUGGACUGAAUGGUUUUUUGAUUGUGGAAGCCAACGGGGGUCUUAACCAACAACGCUCUGCGAUUUGUAAUGCUGUGGCUGUGGCUGGACUCCUGAAUGCAAUAUUAGUUAUACCUCAAUUUGAGUUUCACAAUGUGUGGAAAGAUCCAAGUGAAUUCGGGGAUAUAUAUGAUGAAGAUCUUUUUAUAUCCACACUUGAUGGUUAUGUGAAGGUGGUCAGAGAACUGCCCGAGGCACUAAUGGAGCGGCACAAUUACAAUAUGAGUAAUAUCACUAACAUCAAAGUUCAAGCUUGGUCUCCUGUCAGUUAUUACCUUGGAGUUGUUUCUCCUAUCUUGCAAAAGGAAGGGGUAAUUCGAAUAGCUCCAUUUGCCAAUCGUUUGGCGAUGAGUGUUCCGCCACACAUUCAAUUUCUAAGAUGUCUUACUAAUUAUAAAGCAUUGAGGUUUUCUUCUUCAAUAUCUGCACUAGCAAACAAAUUAGUUUACCGAAUGAUUCAGAAGAGCUCAAGGACAGAUGGAAAAUACAUUGCCGUGCAUCUUCGUUUUGAAGAGGAUAUGGUGGCAUUCUCUUGUUGUGUAUAUGAUGGAGGAGAGGCAGAAAAGUUGGAAAUGGAUUCAGUUCGAGAAAAAGGGUGGAGGGGUAAAUUUAAAAGAAAGGACCGGAUAAUUUUUCCUGAUCUUAAUCGGGUUGAAGGAAAAUGCCCACUAACCCCACUAGAGGUUGGUAUGAUGCUGCGUGGCAUGGGAUUUGAUAACAAUACUGCAAUAUAUUUAGCUUCUGGGAAAAUAUAUCGUGCAGAGAGAUAUUUGGCUCCUUUGAUGAAGAUGUUUCCCUAUCUGUAUACAAAGGAAUCUCUUGCAACAUCAGAUGAGCUUGCUCCUUUUAUGGGCUAUUCCUCCCAAUUAGCUGCACUGGACUACACAGUAUGCUUGUCUAGUGAGGUUUUUGUAACAACUCAGGGUGGUAACUUCCCUCAUUUUUUGAUGGGCCAUAGAAGAUUCCUCUAUGAUGGCCAUGCUAAGACGAUUAUCCCAGAUAAGCGCAAGCUUGUUGUUCUUUUGGAUAACUUGAGUAUUAGUUGGAGAGCUUUCAAGGAUCAGAUGGAAGACAUGCUCAGUGAAAGUGACCGCAAAGGAAUCAUGGUACCUAGAGUUAGAAAAAUAAACCGAAAAACUUCUGUCUACACGUACCCCUUACCAGAAUGCAGGUGCCUACAGCAGUCUCUUGCCAAUCAAAUUGCCCACAAUCUUGACGCUCUGUAUAAUUACAACAGAACAAAAGCUUAAAUGGAAGACAUGUAUCAUUUGUUCCGUCAUCUCUGCGUGGCAGUCAGAUUCAAAUCAUUACCUUUCCAAGGCAUUGGUGCUUCAACUUCCAAUUCUGCAGCCUUUUGAAGACAAGGUGUGGCUAUUCCUGUUUAUAACAGCAGCGAUUUCUAAUUUAUAAUUGGCUUCUGCAACCCUGAAGAUUUUGUCUGCAUGUUACUUAUUUUACACACGGGACAGUUCAGAGCUCCAAUUUAAAGGUCGGAAAACACUGUACCAACGUGUUCUACUAAUAGAUAUACCAUAACUCUCCCCUAAUCAAUGUCUUUUGUGCUGACAUCUUCAUUUUUUGUUUCUUGUGUAAAAUUGUUAGGCUUGAAGAAAGAUUGUAAUUUGUCGAGUAAGUGAGCAUAUUUUUAUAUUGUUCCAUAGUUAGAGGGAGAGAUCCUUGUAGUCCCGUUGACAAGUGGCUUUGUUUUCCUCCCAUCCACAUUUUCCAAAUGUAAUUUAUUGUCUUAAUAUUCUUUUCGUUUGUAUCAUUUAAUAUAAUCUGAGCUCUAUUCAUCCUUGGAAUAACAAGUAUAUGAAGAUGACAUGAAA
Molecule: messenger RNA, 2540 nt
Organism: Vigna radiata var. radiata (mung bean)
Lineage: Eukaryota; Viridiplantae; Streptophyta; Magnoliopsida; Fabales; Fabaceae
Exons: 10
Coding region: 213-1961 (582 amino acids)
Source: RefSeq, a predicted model, not a curated record